CUCCCGCUAUUUACCAUAGCAAUGGACAGAAGCAAACGGGAGAAGAUACUCACCUGCUUUCAGGCAUCUGCUCGUGGAUACUUGGCAAGAAACGAAGUCCGUCGUGCGCGAGGGGACUUUGAGGACAUCGUGAAAGAGAUUGAUGGAGGCGUGACUCAUUUGGAGUGGAAGGAGAAGGUCGUCCCUGUUCCCCACUUCACAGACACUGACGGCCCACUUCUACGUCCCAGCAGCUCUGCCGGCAAACCUUCAAAUGCACGACGAGAUGUCUGUACCAGCCCACAGAGCCCAUCAUCAUCAUCAUCAUCACCAUCAGCAGCAGCACCAUUAUCAGAGGAUACAGGAGAUCAUUGUGUCCUCCUGGAGAAGAUCGAAGCAGAGAGAGAUGAUUCACAAACCAAAAGACAGGCCUCCCUUUUUAAGCACGGUAUCCAGAGCAGCAGUGUUACAGUUACUGGAGUGUCGCAGAAAGAAAGCGCAGAGGUGAAGAAAGAUGGAGACUCCACCACUGCCUGGAGCAGUUUGGAGCGGGACAUGAACUAUGGUCACUCUCACAAAGCUCCCCGGCAGUUCUGCUUGGCUCAGGAGGUGCCCUGUACCCCGGAGGCCCUGCGUCUCCAUAGAAACACCUUGACCAUGGAGCUGGUCUGGCUACAACAGGCCAUUGACAGCAGGAAAAAGUACUUGUCACUGAAGGACAGGCUGAGCGUAUCCUGAUGGCAGAAGUCAUGUGAACUGGGACUGAAGGCCUCUUUGCUGUCUAAUGACUUAACUUUUAUCCAUAAACAAAGACACUGUAAAUAGAUUGCUUUCAUAUUCAUCAUGUGUUUGACCA
Cyclopterus lumpus (lumpfish) is the source of this 835-nucleotide messenger RNA. RefSeq names its product IQ motif containing C (gene iqcc). The coding region runs from base 22 to 717 and encodes 231 amino acids. Lineage: Eukaryota; Metazoa; Chordata; Actinopteri; Perciformes; Cyclopteridae. The record is from RefSeq and is a predicted model, not a curated record. The transcript is spliced from 5 exons. Gene Ontology annotation, molecular function: protein binding.